Molecule: messenger RNA, 3427 nt
Organism: Clarias gariepinus (North African catfish)
Lineage: Eukaryota; Metazoa; Chordata; Actinopteri; Siluriformes; Clariidae
Gene: cd34
Product: CD34 molecule
Exons: 7
Coding region: 115-1140 (341 amino acids)
Biological process (GO): cell adhesion
Cellular component (GO): membrane
Source: RefSeq, a predicted model, not a curated record
CCAUGCUUUAUCCUGCCAGUGUGUCCUGUGCAGAACAUAUUCACUCACAGGAAACCCCUAAGCUCCCCGCCAGCACUCCAACACACGCUCUCUUACACACUCACGCAAAGCAGCAUGCUCACAAAGCGGAUGGCCAUGAGGAGAAUGAAUGAGAUGUGGAGAGGGAUGGCUCUAACUUUAGUCUUCUGUGUUCUGCUGUUUCACACUUGCCAGGGUGAGUCUACACAAUUCUCUACAAGUGCAACAAGUACAACUAGAAGUUUCACCGGUGUUCCUGAGAACACACAGGCAUCCAAUAAUGACUCAACUGACCUGAGUAGCACAAAUUCCACAGACCUGGCCUCAACUGUCAUGAGUGGCACAACCUCCCACCAAGACCUCGCAACUACUGAGGCUUACCAGGGUGUGUCUUCACAAUUCUCUACAAGUGCAACAAGUACAAUUACAAAUUACCCCAAUGUUCCUGAGAACACACAGACAUCCAGUAAAGGCUCAACUGACCUGAGUAUCGCAAAAUCCAUGAACCUCACAACUACUCUAGCUAAUAAAGUUAACGAUCAUGCUGACAGUAUACCCCAGGUUUCAGAGGAGUUACAGAAUAACAAUACACUCCAACGAUCCCCAAAAAUGCAGACAGACACAAGUACUACUAAAGAACCGGCUCAGGAAAGUCUAGUUACCUCUAAGACAACCACAACUCAAAUUGUGGUGCACGACCUCAGUGAAGCCGAUGCCAAAGGCAGCACAAUGGAAAGUGUUGAACCCAACAAUGAAACCAAACAAGUCAAGGAAACUUCAAAAGAGGAAAAUAAAGGUUCGCCUCCACAGGGAAAUUCCAAAAAUGUGUUUGUGCCCAUACUGGUCUGCGGGUUAAUCCUUGCUGCUGCUUUAAUCGGAAUGUAUGUAAAGAGGAACCACUGUCCCACCAGUGCCAGAGGUGGAAUAAAACUUGCAGAUGAGUCAUGCAUGGCUGAUGAAGAUAACCAGGGGAACACUUUGGUGUCUGUAGCUCCUCUGAACCCACCUGAGAACCAAGAGAAGCCAAGCCUGAAUGGUGAGUCCCUAGAGGCAGUGAAGAUCCAAAAUCCUCCAGCCGCCACCAAUGGUCACUCUACCGCCAAAGCUGACACUGAGCUGUGAGAAUCCAUCUCGACUACACAGGCUGUGGGUUGAAGUUCAUUAUCCCAGGCCUGCGAGCAACACUAGGGAACUGGUAAAACAAAUGCACAGAUUCCCUUUUUGGAUUUCUCUUUAUCGCAAUACAUUUAAUACAUAAUGAAGGUUAUUGCACAGAUUAUUGUGGAAAUGGCUCUUAAGACAAUGAUGACCAGGGGUGGGUUUCCCAAAGCAUUUGUAAUAUUAAGGACUUCAUUAUCUUAUUCAUAAGAAUGUUCUUUAAUUAACAAGCUUCUACUGAAACACUUUAUAACUAACAUCGAACAUAAAUUUGUUUGAAAAUUAAUAAGCAACCUGACCAAUUUGUUUCUCACUAAGUACUUUGUUAUUGAGGAUGCAUUCAGAUCUACCUCAAAAAAAGGCACACAGACCUAUGAAGUGACUGUGAUCUAUUGCCCUAGUGUUUAUUUGGUUAAUUAGCAUCUGUGGUGUGCUGGGUAGUUUGCCCCAUUCUGAGUGUGAGUGUAGUAUGUUCAAAUCACAGCUCCAUUUAAUGUUUGUGUGGGUUUACACAUUUUUUUUAAUUAAUCAUGUUAGCUAUAUAAAACUAAACUACAUUUAGAGCCGAGCUACUGUAAAUCAAUUCACAUGGAACCAAUAAACGUCGAUUUAAGUAAUGCAUUUUAUUUGUGUAAAAUCAAUGUAUACAUUCAAGUCAAGUAUGUAAUGACGGUUCUAUUAAAACUUUUCAAAGGGCAGCAUACAUGCUCAUGCACAGUGUCCCUAGCCAAUCACAGGUGAAUGGACUCUAUUGAAAGGGAAUAGCUCUUUUCUUUAAUAUGUGUUACAACACCAACUUACAUUACACAUGAUAGCUGCUCUGCCUUUUUGGCAGCUGCGACUGGUUAGGGAAGUCCUGGAUUGGAGAGAUGGGUGGGAACUGGCAAUCAAUUGACAGCUAUUUAUAAAUAUCUGCGGGUAUUUUUGCUUCGUAAUGUUGCUAAAUCAUCUAGUUAAUUUACCUCCAGACUAAAAGUAAAACGUUUAACUAUGCUGCCCCGAUUCUGAGUGGACGGAGCCAACAAAAACAAUCACAAAAUAGGCUCAUUCUUAACAUGCAUCCUUCUUAAAAUUGAGCAUUAUUCGCUUAAAAGUCAUUAUCUGUAAACCCACUCCAGGUUCUUGUUAUCUGGUUAUAUCCCUAAUCCUCUCCACACACCAUUAAAGCUUUUAAAAACAUCUCCUACAUAAGUUAAACAUAAAAAGUUUAGUUGUUUGGGUAAUAAUAAAAACAGCUGUUAAAUAUACAGUAUUAAACAAUGUUGCUCUAUUAUAUAGUAUUAUAUAAUGUUAGUCUAUUAUAAUGUGAAGAGUGCAGGAGCAGUGUCUCUCUGAGCUGAUGUUAAAUACUGGCUUUGGGUAGGUGUCCUGCGAUAUGUUUGAUUGCUGGUUUCAACAAGUGUAUAAUGACUUGGUCAGAGUUAAUCCCUGUUCAUGUCCCACAGAUUCCUAACCCUCCAUAUGGAUCUCUGUCAAAGACUUUUCUCUGGGUCAAUUAUUGAAGAAAUGAAAUGAUCAAACAUGUGGAAACUCUGUUUGCUUGUUCUUAUUUUUUUAUGUACAUGUGUGAAUUGCAUUUUUAAAGUUUCAGUAUGAGUGAUGUCAUAUUUUGUUGUGUUGAUACAAGCAUAUGUACUUAUGUUAGCAGUACUGCCCACCUUUUGUUUAUAAAACGAUUUGACAAUGUGAGGAUUUGGAGAGUACUGGUCAUUGCACAGCACUUCGGUGCUGGCCUUCACUGGAUAACAACUCCUUUUCAUCACUGCAAACAACUGCUCACACAAGACCCUGUAAAACAAAGCUUAAGGUGGCUAAGGAAGGUGACCUUUACAUUUGACCAAGACACACUUCUUAAUUGUAUAUUAGUCCUACACAUGUAUUGGGCUCUUUUGUAAUAUCUCUGGAAUUGCAAAGCUUGAAUAUAGUGCUCUAUCAUGAAAUCUGUCAUACUUCUGCAAUUUUAAUAAAAUAAUUGCUUGUUAAUUGCCAAUUAAACCAAAGAUGAACAAUAAACAGAAUUCAGCAGCUCGCUUAAUGUGUACAUAGACUCCCAAAGUAAUAUGUUUAACAUAUCAGUUGUUUUCACAUGGUAGCCAUGACUAUUAAUGUUCAGUUCUUUAAUUUAAUUCAUCUUUUUCCUGUUUUUAAAAUUUGACUGUUCUGGGUCUAUGCUCUGUCUACCACAUUUCUUAUAAGCUGAAGAACUUGUUUAGAUGUAAGUUUGAAAUUCGAAUAAAGUUUUGAAAACUAA